Messenger RNA from Odocoileus virginianus texanus, 1068 nucleotides. The record is from RefSeq and is a predicted model, not a curated record. NCBI's taxonomy places the organism in Eukaryota, Metazoa, Chordata, Mammalia, Artiodactyla, Cervidae.
CUCUCUCUCUUUCUGGCCCAUCCCUACUAUGCCGCCGAUGCCAGCCCCGGGCUCUCAUCCUUACCAGCUGCAGAAUCCGAUGAUGUCCGCGGGGACCCUGCACUCAACCAUCAAAGCGCUCCUGCCCCUCAGGAUGCUCGUAAUUCAGUCGUAGAUGCAGGUGGCGUUGAGAGCAUCACCCAGUGUUCCCAGCAGCUUCCUCAGAUGAUGGCUGCAGCAGCCGAUGGUUUGGGGAGCAUUGCAAUAGACGCGACCCAGCUGAACAUGUCGGUGACGGACCCCACCGCCUGGGCCACCGCCAUGAAUAACUUGGGCAUGGUUCCCGUGGGGUUGCCCGGACAGCAGCUCGUGUCAGACUCGAUCUGUGUACCAGGCUUCGAUCCAGGCCUCAACAUGAUGACUGGGAUCACCCCUAUUAAUCCGAUGAUACCAGGCCUGGGGCUGGUACCACCCCCACCGCCAACAGAAGUGGCUGUCGUCAAAGAAAUAAUCCACUGCAAAAGUUGUACUCUUUUCCCUCAAAAUCCAAAUCUUCCACCCCCCUCCACAAGAGAACGACCUCCCGGGUGUAAGACUGUCUUUGUCGGAGGAUUACCAGAAAAUGCCACCGAGGAGAUCAUCCAAGAAGUCUUUGAGCAGUGCGGUGACAUCACAGCGAUUCGGAAAAGCAAGAAGAAUUUCUGUCACAUCCGCUUCGCCGAGGAGUUCAUGGUUGAUAAAGCCAUUUACCUUUCUGGCUACCGGAUGCGCUUAGGGUCCAGCACGGACAAGAAGGACUCGGGCCGCCUGCACGUGGACUUCGCCCAGGCGCGGGACGACUUCUACGAGUGGGAGUGCAAGCAGCGGAUGCGCGCCCGCGAGGAGCGGCACCGGCGCAAGCUGGAGGAGGACCGCCUGCGGCCGCCCUCGCCACCACCCAUCAUGCACUACUCGGAGCACGAGGCCGCCCUGCUGGCCGAGAAGCUCAAAGGUAGGAGCCUGCCGCCGGCUUCCUUUGCGUCCGCGCCGACCAGUGCCCUCCCCAGGCGCCGAGGGCCUGGGCGUCUCUCCUGGCCUUUUGCAUCCUGA